Thlaspi arvense is the source of this 1542-nucleotide messenger RNA. The record is from the annotation of a GenBank genome assembly. Lineage: Eukaryota; Viridiplantae; Streptophyta; Magnoliopsida; Brassicales; Brassicaceae.
AUGUGUCACGGCCAAAUCGAAGCUGAGAGGAAAAAGGCGUCGACAAUGAUUGUUCUGAGCACGGUGGCGUUGGUUAAAGCAGCUUAUUCGCUUAACGGCUUCGUCUUUGAAGCCGAAGACAUCGGAUUCGAUUCGCCGUGGUGGUUCGUAGUCGUCGGCGUGGCUUGUCUCCUCGUUCUAUUCGCCGGGAUAAUGUCGGGACUCACGCUUGGACUAAUGUCCCUUGGCCUCGUCGAGCUAGAGAUCCUCCAACAGAGUGGCUCCUCCGCCGAGAAAAAACAGGCCGGCACUGAUUCUGGCUGUAACGACCCUCGUGAUGGAGAGUCUCUAUUCUUACUCUUGAUGGCUGCUAUCUUACCCGUGGUUAAGAAGCAGCAUCAACUUCUUGUGACUCUGCUUCUAUGCAAUGCAGCUGCCAUGGAGGCCCUUCCUAUAUGCCUGGAUAAGAUAUUUCACCCCUUUGUGGCUGUGUUGCUCUCAGUUACUUUUGUUCUUGCUUUUGGGGAGAUCAUUCCGCAAGCUAUAUGCUCAAGAUAUGGACUUGCUGUCGGCGCAAAUUUUUUGUGGCUGGUUCGUAUUUUGAUGAUAAUCUGCUAUCCGAUUGCUUACCCCAUUGGAAAGGUUCUUGAUGCCGUAAUUGGGCAUAAUGACACACUUUUCAGGCGAGCUCAGCUGAAAGCCCUUGUCUCAAUUCACAGCCAAGAGGCUGGUAAGGGAGGGGAACUCACACACGAGGAAACAAUGAUUAUAAGUGGAGCCCUCGAUUUGAGCGAGAAGACUGCCGAGGAGGCUAUGACGCCAAUUGAAUCAACAUUUUCCCUGGAUGUAAAUACAAAGCUAGACUGGGAAACAAUUGGAAAAAUACUUUCUCGAGGUCAUAGCCGAAUCCCGGUCUACUUAGGGAAUCCGAAAAAUAUCAUUGGGCUUCUAUUGGUUAAGAGCCUUCUAACUGUACGAGCAGAGACAGAGACACCUGUAAGUUCUGUUUCCAUCAGGAAGAUCCCUAGGGUUCCAUCAAACAUGCCGUUGUACGAUAUCCUCAACGAAUUUCAAAAGGGAAGCAGUCACAUGGCCGCGGUUGUCAAAGUUAAAGACAGAGAGAAAAAGACUAAUACGCAGUUAUUGAGUAAUGGCGAAAUACUUCAAGAAACUACGAACUUUUACCCGAGUCCUCAUCUAACGGCUCCUUUGCUGAAGCAUGCUGUUGAUGAACCGCGUGAUGUUGUUGUUGUUGAUAUUGAUAAAGUACCAACACAUGUGAAAAACAGGGGAAGAAAUUUCCAACAGAACGGUAUUGUGAAAAGGGACUUACCUCGUUUGCUGGAAGAUAACGAGGAUGCGGAAGUGAUUGGCAUCAUCACGUUAGAAGAUGUCUUUGAAGAACUUCUACAAGCGGAAAUCGUGGAUGAAACCGACGUUUACAUUGAUGAGUAUCAAAGCAAGGUAGGAGUAGCCGUGAAGAAGCUUGUGGGGGAAAGAAGCACGAGGAACGAAGAAUUACACAACAAGAAUGAAUUAGCCUCUUUUAGCAGAAUCAGAUAG